This is a messenger RNA of Opisthorchis viverrini, 8594 nucleotides long. RefSeq lists its product as hypothetical. Bases 1 to 8505 code for a protein of 2834 amino acids. NCBI's taxonomy places the organism in Eukaryota, Metazoa, Platyhelminthes, Trematoda, Opisthorchiida, Opisthorchiidae. Gene Ontology annotation, biological process: protein K11-linked ubiquitination; anaphase-promoting complex-dependent catabolic process; metaphase/anaphase transition of mitotic cell cycle. The record is from RefSeq and is a predicted model, not a curated record. Gene Ontology annotation, molecular function: molecular adaptor activity. The transcript has 31 exons. Gene Ontology annotation, cellular component: anaphase-promoting complex.
AUGACAGAUGAUAUGAUAUCAUCCAAGACGCUCGUCGUUUGGUCUCCUACGGGUCAGCAGUAUGUGCUCGAGUUUGUUACUCCAACAACGGAAAGCGUUACUUAUGAGCUUACCUGUGAUACAGUUCAUCACAAAAAUUUCAAGAAUGAACACUGCCAAACUCGAAGAUUGAACGGUAUCACUGAAGAGCUGUACACCUAUAACAAUUAUUUGAUAUGGAAUGCAAGCUCCGAGUUUUCCGCACAGUUCCCAAAACUUAUACAUGAAACAGAAACUCCUAUUGUGACAGCAUGCUGGGCAUCGUUUUUCUUGCCGUCUUCUCAUUCCGACAGCUUUAUUCCUAAGGUGACUGCCAGCACAUCUGGAAGGUUGCAACAGGGCAUUGCAAUUUUCGAAGCGGAACGCCUGACAUUUAUCAGUUCUGAAGGAGAACAAUUCACAGCUCGCCUUCCUUGUCGAGUCGGUUCAGCUUGGCCUUUGGAAACUUGCAUUCUUCUUGAGCGUCAGAGGCCUACCCAGCAGAUCAGUGGAGCUUCCGGUGCGGUAAAACACAACAGUCAGCAAAAAUCUUCACGAACUUCAUUUACCAUGUUCAGCCUGUCCCACCCACUGGACGAAGCUGCUCCGGUUCUGCUCAAAAUCCCACUCCCAACAGGAGGGUUUGGGGUAUCUUUUAUUUCGGAUGUUGACCUCAAGGUCAUGACCGCUUUCGCAUGCUCCAAUCUAAUCCUGACCAGACAUUUGGUGACCGGUGUCCAUUCCCUAUGGAAGUUACAAUCAGCUGUACCAGAAGAUUACGCACAUUUAUACGAGGUUGGAGAGGAUGGACGUGCUUGUGUGGCUCCUUACGCUCUUCGACAGGAAGUCGGAGGACUUACGAAAUCGACAAACAACCUUCCAGAACAUACCAAUGCAACACAUUUGAUCAUUACUCCAUCUCUUGGCAUGCCAAAAUCUACGCGACUCACUCCCCCUCCAAUGGGUCGUUCUGUCGCUCUCCAGACCCCGAACUCUCAACAGAAAGUUUGCCUAAGUCCGUUUGCGGCUUCAUUAUCGCGCUUGACCGGUGGAGGUUGUCCAGCCCCAGAAGGAAGUUCGAAAUGGGAGUCUCCCCUCACACAAGUCAUUCACUACCAAAAGGCGAGUCCUUUCACUCCCACCAACUUGGUUGCCCAAAUAAGCCGCCUUUCAAGUGUUCGUGCGGCGCGCCAAUCCUCGUCCGUCAGUACAGUUACAGGCUUAUCUGCACCAUCCAGCACACGACCGUUCAUUCCGGGCACGCAGGUGAAGUUAAACCUACUUCAGCCAACCUACCAGACCACCGGGUCUCCCUUCGGGCUGUCCAGCAACAGUCCACUUCUUAUGCGCUCUGGAUCCACUGCUGUGAACCGAAAUGCUUGUGGACCACACGACAUUCAUCAUAAUAUCUCAGCAGCCCCGGCAAUAGUGGAUUCGUAUGGUGUUGAAGAUUUGCUAGGCGAACCUCUUUUGCCAAAAGUCUGUUUGCGGUUGAUAUGGACAGAACCAACCCAGUGCUCGAAAACUUCACGAAUUCGAAUCCGUUGGAACUCCAAGGUGGAAGGUGAUGCCGACACCAAUCAGCCCCUAAAAUGUAUCCAUACUACGCCAGCUAUCUCACUUCCUCCUGCUAACCGACGACUUUUGGAUCUCUCUCGACAAAGUACUCCUACCACUUUGAGUCCGAAGUCAAACUGUGCUCUCCAGCCAGAAGUAUUCUUGCCACUUUUGCCACAGGUUCCACAGUGCUCUUUCGCGCUUCCCGUCGAUUCAGCGCAGACCAACGCUGCUCAGUUGUCCAAGCCGGUGGCCUUUUGGGCUGUUGACUUAUCUUCCACAGCUUGGAUUUGUUUUCUAACAUCACGAUCUCAUCAGAAGGGUCGAGUGACGAGCCUGGCCUGUUUCCCAGUUCCUGCUGACUUGGCCACACAAGAACCCUCAGAGGCACCAUCCCUCGCUCACUGGCCUCUAUCUUAUCUGCCAGCCACUGAUGCCGUGUACGUGCCCGUAUCCCGCCUUACUGCCUGUCUCGAGUUGGGAACCGGAGUCAUCCUGUACACCGGGAUUACUAAGAUAUGCGUUCUUGGUGUCGGCCCCCCACCGUUGUUUUCAACUCGAUCUUCAGUCGCUAGUCAUCGGACGCUGGUACGGAACCGGAAAAAUCGUGCACCUCAAUCGGUUCACUGUCCAUUUGCAAUCCGACCGGAUUCGACCGCACUGGAUUGUCUGAAUGAGCACACGGUCCCGAACAUUUUAAACCGAGUAGACUCCUGUAUCCGUGAUUUCUUGUCAGCUGGUAUUUCAGGAGACUUGGGUUGCACUGACACUCACAAACGAUUCGCGAAUUGGUUCGUCCGGACCGUUGAACCCGUAACAAACUGCGGCAUCACACCUGUUGCCAAUUGCUCCACAAUCGAUGAUGCUUCUGGAAAUUCGUUCAACUUCAGGCUCACUGACAUGGUGAAUCCUACUCAAGAUAACCAACCGCUACGAGUUUAUCUUCCGUCAGUAUCGGAAGAUGAGCUUGUCCAGCGUUGUCUGGUUUCUCUGAAACAGAGUUUGCCACCCGAUGUCAGUUUACACCUGCUGAGUCGUUGGUUCGCAGUAAACAACGCUCCUGGCAUAUCAUGCAUCCAGUUCGAUCCACCUUCAACUCCUUUUAUUGGAUCGCCUGAGUGGAUACGCUUUACCCAGUUCAUGCUUCAAGCCUGUGGGUUCGUAUUCCUCAGUGACUACGAAAGCGCUCAGCAACCUGUCCACUCUGGCGAUAGGACUCCUGUCGGUCCAAUACCACCAGUUACCCAAUCGGAGCCCCGUCUUGGGAAACGUCAACGUGCGCAAACACAUGACUCAGCUAACUCUUGGGAAGAGCUCUGUACACUUCUGGGCGACUGUACUAUCGCGGAUCCGUCAUUACUGGCCAAUAAAGGUACUCUGGCCGACCAGACUCCUGACCGAAUUGAACGCUUUUCUUUACACCUGUCUUCUGCCAUCCGGACAGAUCCUGCCAGUCGCACCGUUCUAUCAAAUCUACCGACUAUUUUGCUCAGCUGUCAUCUUGUAUAUGAAGAAGCGAAACUGAAUCGAAUUAUGAUGCCACACUUGCUACCCUUGGCGUCAUUCAAUGUCAUCUUGAGUCGUACGCUGAGCCUAGAGUCAUAUCUCGCCUACUACUUCACCGAAUGGCCCGAGUUGACUACUUUUGGACUAUUGCCAUCAGACUGGAAGCUGCCUAGCGAAUCUGUGGUGUGGCCCACCUCAAUGCCUACUGAUUAUGCACCCUCUUUGAUUGUCUGGAUGAUCAAGCAGCUGGAGCUUUCAGCCUCGGUUUCACCCUCUCAACCCUAUGUUCAUUUAUCCGGUGUCAAUGACCUGGCUGCAACUAUGGCGGGAAUGAUUUUGGCAGCAUUGUGUCCGCCAGAAGUCAUGUAUCCAAUGGCCAAUCGAGACAACGAGGGCGAAGGAGUCAGAAUUCAGCAUUUGGUCGAUUGGUGGAAUGCACGCAUUUGUCACGUGGAUCAUCCUGGAAUUUCGAAUGCGUCUCACAGUUUAUCCUACACCUUAGGUAACUUUCAAUCUCAUUCCGCUUCUAUGACACCUGCUGAGGCUCUGCAGUCUUCUCUGGACUCUUUGGGACCGUUUCGGAAGGCGUUUGUCAAAACUUUGUUUGCGGCUAGCACAAUCAAAGCUUUCGACCAAUUAUCCGCAGGCGAAACCAGCAAACAGAGUUCGAGUCAGAUGAGCUCACCACAUAACUUGGCUAUCAUCUUUCUCAGCCAGUUGGAUGAGAGUUCGUCUGAUACUCAUUCUUCACUGGAUAGCCGUUUGCGUUCUCUUCCAGAUGCCUUGUCAACGUUGCUGAAUCUGUGGUUAAGCCGUUCUUGUGCGAACCCCCCACCUGAUUGUGCUCCCAACGUUUACCGUCUCAUGAGACGUGAUGAUCUGGCUCGCAUGGCGGAGCUUUCGUCCAUGGGCAAAUCAAUUCCGGGAAAACGAGUGUUAUCAACGGACGAAGCUUCUCGGAAAACUCCAUUCAAAACCACCGCACUCUCUCUGAUCCCCAAUCAACAUGCUCCUUCCCACUCGUCCCACUCUGAGACUGACAUUUGGGCUGGUUCUGUUUUGCCCUGGUAUCAACUUCCCCUUCCGUCUGUUUGUGCCAGGGACAGCGGCGCUCGAAACUUGCUUUCUAAUCGGCAUCGCCUACUCUGGCAACUGGAGAACAACCCGGCUAGCCAGGUUUCGUUCAAGAAUCCACAUUCAUCCAUCAUGCUUAAUUUGAAAGAUGCUUGCAAUUCGCAGGAUGAUCUUCGUUUGCGCGAGGCUUAUCGACUGCUCCAGGCCAGUAGCCACAUUCGCCUUCCCCGCCUCAGUUCCAGUGAUACAGUAGCAAGUACUACCACGUCAGAUGAAACUACUAGUGAACAAGGUUCAAAGCUUUUGGAAUCUCGCUUGGCUAUGCACGUUGCAGCAGCUGGAGUGCGGGUCUGGGCAUCCGCUGUUGGGCGUGGUAUGCUCGGUUUGGGCAACCUACAGGGAUCGCGCGUACCAACACAGCUACGUGUUCCAACUAUUUGUUUACGCGGGCGAGCUGUAUCACCGACCAGCGGUCGACGUGGUUUGUUCGAUUUGGCCCGUGAUUCUCCCAGUCCACUGCCUCCAACUAACAAUCCUGGAGCCGGUAUCGGUGUUGCCGGGAUUGGCCGAGUUGAUGCUGUGGCUCUUGAUGGUGCCGGGGGGCUAAUAGGAGAUACCGCUGCAGGCGAAAGACGAACUCCAGCUUUAAACGGAGUGCUUCCUACCGGAAACGACUUGACUGGGGUACCAUUCACUGAAGCUGUCGACGCCUCAAACCAUCCAGGUAACGCCUUGACGUUGGCAGUAGCCUCUGCCGUUGCAGCAAGUGGUGCUGGAGCUGCACUUCGUACUGCGGCUUUAGAUCUUCCUCGAAUGGUUCUUCGAGGCGGUUUGGCCGCAGUUGCAACCAAUUCAGCAUCUUCCACGGCCUCUCUCUUGUCGACUGCCAACUUACACCAGACGCCUGCUGUAUUGGCUGCAAAGCACUGGCCCGAAUUCCACAACGGGGUUUCUGUGGGAUUAAGUAUUGCGCCAAAUGCUUCCGUCGAUGCCACCUGGAUCAUGUACAACUGCCGAUCCGCGGGAACGAAUUCAGACAAUCGUGCCACUGGAGCGGCGAAUUCCACGACCCAACUCCCCACUCCGGAACAAGCUGGACUUUUGUUCGGUCUCGGUCUGAACGGUCACCUGAAUAAAAUGACUCCGUUUGAUAUCGGGGAGUAUUUGGUUCGUGUUCAUGAUCUGCAUAAUAUGGCGGUAUUGCUUGGUCUGUGCGCAGGAAGACGAGGGAGCAUGGAUCAGUCAGUUCUUCGCCUAUUGGCGAUCCAUUAUCGACCUCUAUUGCCCUCAGAUCCUCUGGUACAUGUUCAACUCGCGGUGCCAAGUCUGUGCCAAGCCGCAGCUGUAUUCGGCUUAGGAUUACUUUAUCAGGGUUCUGCUCAUCGGCAUAUCACGAAUUUGCUCAUCACAGAGUUAGGACGGUCGCUCAAUGGGAGCACACCUGGCGGAACCGGUUCGAAGGGCCUCCAGCCCGACGGGGAUACACAGCACCAGACGGGAGGAAGUACAAGCAAUACAACGGGACCGGCUUCCUCUGGUGGAUGGACAGGUGCUGCAGGUUCCGGUGGACUUGCCGGAGAUAGCUGUGAACUUAUUGCACUUUCAGCUGGUCUCGCUCUUGGACUCGUGUUAUUACAACGUGGCGAUUCGCCUUGUGGAUUGUCAGACCUUCCGUGGGCAGAACAGCUACACGCAUACAUGAUUGGUGCACCACGGGUGACUCGCUUGCCUGGAUCCUCUGGAUACAAACAUGGUAGCCUCAACUUCGCUGAAGAUAUUUGUGCUUGGACUGAAGCUCCCGGUCGGUUGCCGCUACGCCGUGCAUCCGGUAUGACAGCAUAUCGACCUGGCUUCGCAUCAGCACCACCAGAUGAUGGCCUUUCUACUCGGUCAACAAGGAAUGAUCUGUCGCGUGUAUCGGAUCCUGGUGGACUUCGUAACGCGCUCCUUACUGACGCUGGACUGUUAUGGGAUGUUUCACCACUCGCAGCUGAAUCACAUCAGGACCUUGAUAUGCUUCCUCUUCCAGGUGAAGGGCGUGGGCGACUGGGUACUCGCACAACUCGAUCUGUAAAUGCGGUUUCACCAUAUACAGGUUCAGAAAGGGUUGAUUUCACAGGUCGGUCGAUUGACCGACGAGGUCCACCUGACUUAGGAAUGUUUCAAGCCAGUUCUGCGAAUCCUCAGAUCAGAGAACUUGACUGCUAUAAUGCGGAUGUCAGCGCACCCGGAGCAAUAAUGGCUUUAGGCAUGGCUUACCUUGGUAGUGGAAGUGCAACAAUCAGCUCUUGGCUCGUCGCUCCCAGUUCCCUCACCCAGCUGGAGUUGAUCCGUCCAGACCUUCUUUUGUUCCGUGCACUUGCACAUGGGUUGGUCAACUGGCACUCUAUCGUACCUACAAUUGAAUGGAUCCGAUCAUUCUGUCCCCCAGUGCUUCUAGAUCGACUGUCUCGUUUGUCACAGUCUGCUUCCAACCAAAGUUUGCAUAACCCUACCCUGAACGAUGUCGCUGAUGUGCCUACUGACCCCUUAUUGGCUGAGCUGUCCAGCGAAGACGAUGUGGAAAAUCGGUGUCCGGAUUUGCCUGUCACCAGUGCAAUCGAGGGUAGAACACGGGCUGCGUCUCGUGGGCCUAAUCAAGCAUCUACCACUUUUUCUGUCCCGUCUUCCGUUUUGUUGAACCGCAGCACCCGCUCCACUCCUAGAAGACCUCAAAAUCUCGUUGUCCGAGGCCAGUCAUUGACAGCCGAACCAACUGAUGCCGGUCGGCGUGACAAACUGUUUGCAGGAUUGCAAAGUUGGGAAAAUCAAUUCUCUGUGGAUUCAUCUGGAAGAGUGGACGGAGAAGCUCUAGGUUUGGCUUACUUGAAUAUACUCACGGGACGAGCAUUUGUCCUCGGAUUACGUUAUGCUGGCACUUGUCAUGCUGGUGCUGCUUCUUUACUGUUUGAUGUGGCGAAGUCAAUCCUCGAUGGCUCCUGGUGGCCCAACAUAUCCGAAGUCUCUCCCACGGACCACCACUCAGCUGUUUCUCCACCUAGACCCACUCUAGAACUCGCCGCAGCACAUUGCCUCCUAGCACUUUCAAUGAUACUGGCCGGUUCAGGAAACGUGACUGUUCUUCGUUUGGUACGACAGUUACGCGCCAUACGGCUGUUUCACGCGAAAAAUGUUGAUCCGAAUAAUCGACCCUUGGACACCGAUUCACAGUUUAAAAUUCCUUGGAUGAACAUCGCCCGACUGAACGCGGUAGCGUCUGCUGCAGCUAAAGCCGCAGCAAGUAAUGCGAGUUCUGCGCUUAAUUCCUCAAACAGCGCGACAAGUGGACACAUAUCUAUCGCUGCUGUAUUUGGCGUUGCGUUGGGACCAUCUUUUGGCAUCCAAUUGAUCUAUUCCACCAUUGUGGGUCUCCUUUUCCUCGGUGGCGGCAGACUGACGUUGUCCAACACGCCAGAGGCUGCAGCAUUGCUUUCUAUUGCGUUUCUGCCCAUACUACCAAACUUCUCGGGCGACAAUUGGUACCAUCUUCAAGCUUUGCGGCAUAUGUACGUGUUGGCCACUCGUCCCAGACGUCUGUGUGCUGUUGAUGUUGAUACUGGACGUAUCGUGCUAUCUGAUAUGUACGCAAUGCUCAAGAAUCCACCGACGUUCGUUUCGUCUAAGGAUACGGCUGUUUUCCCCACUAAUCGACUCGACGACUUUGCUUGGAUAGAAAGCAACCGCGGAUCAGACAAAUACUGGCCGACGAUAUUUCACAAUGGAACACUCAACUGGGAACACUUGAAAUGUGCACUCGAAUCUGCCGGAUACUUCUUUGUCAAACGACGGAAUAAGAAUGAUGAGAACGAUCUAUUCAAACACUGGUUUGGGAGUGAUGCACCCGGCCGUAUAACGGACUUGCGAACGCUGUAUCAGCUGAAAUUGAUCGUCACCUUCUUGAGACGAUUCCCUCCGACGCAACAGGGAACCACGAAACAACCUGUUUACUCAAGUACAAUCACUUUUAAUCCGAGUAAAGCUUUGGCUGCGGCCGUCACUGAGCAGUUUGUCCAAAAAUUCAAAGACGUUACGCAAUCGCUACAACUGUACUACUUCGGUAACCAUCACGGGGAUUCAAGCCCUUCUUUGCAGCUGUCAACAGCGUUUCGGGUUUGGUUCAGUUUACCUGACCGUCACGUCCUUUCGCCCAUACUAUCACGGGUUGGAGCUCAACCUACUCUUUCUCAGUUCUUAACGGUAAUUCGUUCUACUUGCCCUUCGUUGACUCCAGUCACCAAUAUCUUUUGGUUGCACAAAUUCUUGUAUCCGCAAACACCAGAACCGAGAUCAGGUGAUCUAAUUAACUGUUGACCGACGGACACACUUGAGACCUGCUUGUUCUAUUCCAUCCUGGUCGGCUUAUGUACUCUGUACUCUUGUAAAUAUCCUCCCAUUUUCGG